GUUGACUUAAAGCCGGCCACAGAGCAGCGGCUUCAGUCGGCUUGUUUUUAAUGCGUCGCGUCUCUUCGACGCCAUUUCCAACGAGUUCGACACCAUUUCUAACGCGUUCAUUCUUGAUUUACUAACAUAAAAAACAGUUGAAUGUGUAUCCUGAAUUAAAUUAACGCCGCGGAUCACGGUUAUGUACAUAUAUUUUGCCUCAAAUAGGCCUGAGGUUUCCUUUGCGCUGUUUAAUGUUGACGUGUAUGACCCCGUGCCACCAGUGCUAGUUGCUUGGUUAUUUUUGGCCGGGCGGCUGAAUCGGUUUUGGCAGGGCGGUUGAACCGAGUGACAGACAGACAGAUAGUUUUUCGCGUUUAGUUAGCCCAAGAAAGACUAUCGUCUUUAAAAGUGUAUGUCCGUGUGUCCUUCGGGAUGAGCGCCGUCACCGCUCAAGAGAAAUAAAACUUGCUCAUACCUUUGAUCUAAAUUCUGUGUCACCUCUAUGUCAUUCGCUAAACUGCUUCGCUGGUAAUCCACCUUCACAGCAUUGGAACGGAUCAUGAUUCUUACUAUUUUUUCUCUUUUUCUACUCAUGACCAUGCGCUUUGAUCUUUAUUGUUCUUCGCCGAAGUUUUCACUUGAACAUGCAGGCAGCAGCUUGGUGUGCGGUUCUUAGCGGACUUCGCUAACAUCAUCGAAAGACACCGCAGCAAUGCUGAAUGCCGAAAAAUGAAAAUAAGGCACGAGGAGAGGCUUAGGGACGGGGGAUGGGGAUUGCGCGUUUUGAGAACGCAGUGGUUGAGGUGAGAAAUAAUCUUUAGCACCCGCGCGUUUCACGGUGGCUUCGCCUAUGUUUUGUUUGUUGCUCUUAGUUACAGGAAUCCUCAAUGGCUGCUUUUUCCCCUCAUUAUUCCUUUUCUGUUUCUAACGCGCUUGAGUUCUUGCUCGUCAAGAGCCAACCGGAACCGAAGAAGAAGAAGCACAUUGCGCUCACGUGUAGGCGCGGGAGCCGCGUGUUCGCACGUUGCUUCACGCGUUCGCAUGACCGACGAUCCUCGGAUUCGAAUCACGCCGGAUCAGACCUGUCUGCUAGCUCGCCGUCCAGCGCCGUGCCUUGAAGCUGAAUCCCCCGCUGUGCUGGUCGCGACGCACGGGUCGGCCGUCGCAUCUUGCGAGCGUUCGUGGAACGUCCGGACCCAAACACGGAGGCGGCGCCAGCACUGGGUACAGUUGGCCAUGAAUCCCCCCAGGUCUACGCAGCCUGGAACAAGACUUCUCGCGCCCAGGAUGGUACUGGGUGGCGCAGUACGACAACCACGUAGCAUCCAGCCUCUCCUAGCCAGACCGGCACCAUUGCGUGCCGGCAUCGUUCAACCAAACGCCGUUGCAUUACAGACGGGUGUCAUACCGGGCGCAGUCGUGUUCAAGACUGAGGACGGUCAGCUUCAAGUUGUCAACGUGCAUCCCAGCAGCGUGCAACCCGUGUCACCCGGUCCAGUUGGAAGCCGAGGACAAUUUCGGGUGCCUGCCCCUCCAGGCCCCGCACCGGUACAGCAGCCACAGCGGCUGGUGCAGCAGAUACCGGCCAGGUACACGGCCGCAGCUGCGAACAUCAGGAAUAGGCCUCCCGGCGUGGCACUAACAUCAGGAGGCAUCGUCUGCGUCUCGCAGGCGCAAGUCAUGACACCGCCUCAGUCCUUGGGCGUCAAAAUAGUGCCCGCCCCCACCGUUUCCUCUGUCACCCAACAGCUGGCCAUACAGACUGCUCCCAUGACGGUCGGCGGUCAUGAUGCUGCCAGCGUUGUGCCCCAAAUGUCCCCGGACACGGCCAAGAAAAAGUGCAGAAACUUUUUCUCGACACUUAUUCGCCUCGCCAGCGACCAGCCUGAGAACACGGCCGCGAACGUAAAGCGCCUGAUUCAGGGACUCGUCGACGACACGAUGCAACCCGAAGAGUUCACUACCAAGUUAGAGAAAGAACUAAGCUCUAACCCACAACCGUGCCUGAUUCCAUUUUUACGCAAGAGUCUUCCUUUACUGAGGCACGCAAUGCUGACAAACGAACUCUCCAUCGAUGGCAUUCGUCCUCCACCGCGCAGCGCCCUCUGCAUACCGACGCAUUCCCCUCCUAUCGCGCGUAGCCUGCAGAAGACCGCCGCAGCCAGGGCGUUGUUGCCACGUACCGCAGCCGCGCAGCUUCAGAUGAUCCCCCAGAGCGCUCUAGCAGCCGCUCAAAUGGCCGGUCCCGUCGAUCUGCAGGGCCUGCUCAUCCAGCAACAAAGGCUCACAGCAUCCGUCCGUGCAGCGCCCGGCGGCAUCGUCGCACCAGGAGGCGGCAAGAGCCUGCUGUUGGCCAGGCCUCCCAACUUCGUCGCCGCUCUUCCGCCUACCACUGGCGGCGUCUUACCUUUCAAGGUGCCGGCUCCCGUGUCGACGGCGCCGCAGCCGAAGGGCUCCCUCUCCGCAUCGACCGGAAGCAUUGGCGGCGGCGGAGGGGCAAGCACAGCAAAAGAAAAGCGAUCCGCGGGGCCAGCGUUGAUUGACGAGGACAUCAAUGACGUCGCCACCAUGGGAGGUGUCAACGUGGCCGAGGAGAGUCAGACGAUCCUCUCUACCGGCACUGGCGACGACGGCUCUGAGGUACAAGCGCGCUCUUGCAAGGACGAAAACUUCCUCUUCACCGCCGCGCUGCACAAGAGGAUCAGUGCCCUGGCCGCCGUCCACGGCAUCGACGAGGUGCCGGACGACGUCGUCGCCCUAGUGUCCCACGCGACCCAGGAGCGCCUGAAGACGUUCAUCGAGAAGCUUAGCGUGAUCGCCGAGCACCGGCAGGAGAACGCUCGCAGCGAUCCGCGCUGCGAGGUCACGCAGGACGUCCGCCAGCAGCUGCGCUUUCUGGAAGAACUGGAGCGGGCCGAGAAGCGGCGGCACGAGGAAGAGGAGCGCGAAAUGCUGCUCAGGGCGGCGCGGAGCCGAUUGAGGGCCGAGGACCCCGAGCACCUGAAGCUGAAGCAGCGAGCUCGAGACAUGCAGAGGGCCGAGAUGGAAGAGGCGAGGCAACGCGAGGCCAACGUGACAGCGCUUCUUGCCAUCGGAAACCGUAAGCGGCCCAUGCCUGUCGCGGCCCCGGGUGCAGUGCCUGGGAAGCAGCCGACCCCUUACAUUACUCAUGUGUACAGGCCUCGACUGAAGCGGGUCAGCACGCGAGACGUGCUGUUCCUCAUGGAGCAAGAACGGAACAAGUUCCACCGCGAGUUCAUCUACAAGGCGUACAUGAAGUUCUGAACAGACUUUCAUUGCACCUUUUGUCAUCAAGUGACUUCUGUGCAUGCAUUUGGCAUGCAC
Molecule: messenger RNA, 3327 nt
Organism: Dermacentor silvarum
Lineage: Eukaryota; Metazoa; Arthropoda; Arachnida; Ixodida; Ixodidae
Product: transcription initiation factor TFIID subunit 4
Biological process (GO): DNA-templated transcription; transcription initiation at RNA polymerase II promoter
Cellular component (GO): transcription factor TFIID complex
Molecular function (GO): RNA polymerase II general transcription initiation factor activity; DNA binding; protein heterodimerization activity
Source: RefSeq, a predicted model, not a curated record